Oppiella nova is the source of this 306-nucleotide messenger RNA. Lineage: Eukaryota; Metazoa; Arthropoda; Arachnida; Sarcoptiformes; Oppiidae. The record is from the annotation of a GenBank genome assembly.
CCUUCAUUUAAUUGAUUUGAUGUAAUAUUGCAGACCAUGUACUCAGCAAACGCUAAGAUCGUGAAGCCUUUGGGCGAAAAAGUCGAUGAAUUCGAGUCCUCUAUAUCUCAGGCUUUACUCGACCUCGAGAUGAACAGUGACCUCAAGUCACAGCUGCGGGAACUGCACAUUACGGGCGCUAAAGAAGUGGAUGUGUCGGGAAAGAAGGCAAUCAUUAUCUUCGUUCCGGUGCCACAACUGAAGGCUUUCCAGAAACUGCAGACAAGAGUUGUGCGCGAAUUGGAGAAGAAGUUUAGCGGAAGACAU